AUGCAUCGAACGCCGCAGAGUUUUUCUACUGGAGCCCUUCCAGGGAUCUCAAAGAAGGGUCCCUUCCGCAAGGAUGGCCUUCACCAGUCCGGGAACUGGGUGAUUGCACAUAAAGGUCAUGGUAUUUCUCCUGGCUCCACGCGAGGUUCUUGGCAAGUUCCUUCCUCACCGACCGAGGCCAUGAUCGCUUCAUGGCCUCGCUGGGCCAUCCCAGGCUUCCUGGAGCAAAUUCCUCCCCGUUUGGAGGGCUGCCGGCAGCGGUUGCUGGCCGCAGAGAUCGAGCUUCGUCGGGCGGAGAAAGCAGGUGGCUUGGAGGUCGGGAAUGCCUCGACCCCGCAAGAAGAGGCCGAGACGAAGUCUGUAGUACAGGACCUGCCGAUUCUCAAAGCGCCUGAGGAGACUACGGACGAGUAUGCCGACAUGCCACAGGAAGCCGUAUGGAUCUUGGACCAGGUUGGAGAGCUGGAGGGGCAAUUUACGGAGCUGAACUCGAAGCUUCAGGAGUUGGAGGUGAGCCAUGCGACCGCCAGGAAGCUGAAGAGUCAGUACGCAGAAGAUGCCGGCACUUGUUUUGCGGCCAUGAUAGAGCUCUCAAGCCGCGUAACCGCCCUGACGGAGCAGCUGAAGGCUUCUCAAGGUACAGCUGGCGCUCUUCGAGGAAAGCUGGGUCAGGCAAUUGGCAACACCCAGCGGCUUCAGAAGCAAGUUGCAGAGGGUCACAGUGUCGCAAUGCGCCUGAAGGAAAAGCUCGCCUCCGCGCGUGCCAUCGCAGAGCGCUACAAAGGUGAUUGGGAGGCGGUCACGGAGGAUCACACCCAGCUCCGGGCACAACACGAGAGCCUUUCGAAUGCCAAGUUCGUCUUGGAGAAAGAUGCGGCUGCACACAAAGGUCAACUUGCCAAGGCCGACGCGAGCCAAGUUGAGCUUCGCGGCGAAUUGGACCGUGCGGAAGAGCGGAUCGAGACCUUGGCCGCCGAAAGCAAGGCCAAGGAUGCCUCCCUUCGAGAGCUGCAGUCAGCGCUGGCUUCAGAGAAGGAGGCAGCCUUGAAAGCGCUCCCACCUCCUCCUGAUCCCAUGGCCAUCCGCACAGAGGCCGCGACGGUGGCACGUCUGGUGGUGAAAGAUUGGCUCAGGACGGCAGCACCCGAGCCGACGCCUACCGAGCCGCCUCCGGCCGAGCCGACCCCGAUGGAUUUUGCCGCAGCCCAGGCAUCGUCCGCCGAGCUGGCAGAGCUGCGAGCCCAGCUACAGGAUUUGCAGCUGGCGAAGGAAGCUGCUUCUUCGGAUGCAUCGUCCCUUCGAGCACAGCUGGAGCAGGAAAAGGCUGCUGCCUUGCAGCUUGCAGAAGCAGCGCGGGAGAAGGAGGCCUCUCUGCUGAAGCUGUCGGAGGAGAGCCGGGAGAAGGACCAGACAAUCCAGAAGCUUGCGGAUGCGGCCCAAGAGAAGGACGUCUCCCUGCAGAAGCUCUCAAGCGACAGCCGCGAGAAGGAUGCCACCAUCCAAGAGUUGCAAGAGGCCUUGGAGUUGCAAAAGGAGCGAGCGCGAUCCCAGGCGGAUGCCAGCGAAGAUGACCUCCGCAAAGAGCUGGCGCGCGUCGAAGAGCAGCUGGACGAGCUUGCCAAACAGGGCCGAGAGAAGGACGCAGCCUUGCAGCAGCUUCAGGAGAUGGCUGAGGCCGAGAAGGCGGAUGCCCAGUCCAAGGCGGAAGCAAGCGAAGCGCAGCUUGCUGCCGAGCGGAAGAGAGCCGAAGAGCAGCUGGAGCAAAUCACCGGAGAGAGCAAGGCAAAGGAUGCCUCUCUCGAACAGCUUUCGGCAGACAUGGAGGCAUUGAAGGCCAAGGCUCAGGAGGACCACGCCCAGGCUGCGGCGAGCCAGGAGGAGCUUCGCGGCGAGCUCUCCCGCGCUGUAGACGAGCUGGAGCAAGUCUCUAGCCAGAGUCGGGAGAAGGAUGCGCUUAUUCAGCAGCUGCAAGCCGCUUCAGAAGCGGAGAUGGCCACCGCCCACAGCAAUGCGGAGGCAGAUGCCGGGCGUGAGCAGCUCAGCGGCGAGGUGUCGCGGUUGAACGCGGAACUCGAGCAGGCGGCCACGGCGAAGAAGGAGCAAGAUGCCUCUCUGCAGCGGUUGCAGGCAGAGUUGGAUGCCAGCGCCAAGACCCAGUCAGAGGCCGAUGCUCAAGGUGAGCAGAUGAAGGGCGAGAUAGCUCGCUUGGAGGAUGACAACUCAGAGAAAGACUUUGCUUGUGAGAUUUUUCACCGUUUUCCUCCAUGCUGUGUUGCAAUUAGCUGGCUGGAACUCACGGACGCAAGCAUGGAUCCUACUUCGGGCGCCGUGGAAGUUGUCGCUGCCACGGAUGACACCGAAGGUGCAGGCAGUGACGACAACGCAGGUGACGACGAGAGGUAUGCUAAGGCGGAAAGUGUCAGUGACAACAUACCCAAGAUGAGUGCAGACAGACACACCGACAUGGAGGAGAUGAUUGUCGGAGUCCUCAGCAGGAUGAAGCCCGUCAGGCCCGACAUCGUUCGGGCUGUGCGGGCCGGCCGAGUGACGUUCUGCUGUGGACGCGCCUUGCGAUCCUCCAGGAGAAGAAGACCUGGUGGCUUCCAGACAAGUUUUCAGACAGGCAAGAUUGACGAGUUCUGGAGCCACAGCUGGCAUGGCAGCAGGUGGAGCAAGAUCGUGACAGUCACAUACCUCAACAACGGACUGAUCGCUCCGCUGAUCGCGUCGGUUUGUGCAAUGAUCUCUGCAUCCUUGUUCGUCGCUGGAGUGCUUCCUAUGGCAUUUUUCGAGGCAACUCAGAAGCCCCCUUACAUAGCACAGUAUCCUUUGGUGUCCUACUGGUCUAAAGCUACUGGCUUCGCAGUCUAUUGCUUCGUUCUGCUGCUUUGGCAACGAAGAAAGGGGAUCUUCCUUGAUACGUUGUGCAUCAAACAGGACGAUAACAAGUGGAAGGCCUUGGCGCUGCUCAGUAUGCCUGCUUUGCUUAAGUCAUCAGAUUCCCUGCUUGUGCUCUGGGAUCCAACCUAUACACGGCGUCUUUGGUGUUGCUUCGAGAUCGCAGCCUUCCUGCAUUCCCGCCCACCCGGGCAGAAGCCGAAAAUCAGAGUCCGACCGACGCUUUUGGGCGUUGGUUUCAUCUCCAUGCUCGUGGCACUGGCUAGUCUUCUGCUGGCUCUAGCAUUUGUUCCAGCCGGUGAAGACAAAGAACUGGCCCGGUUGGAAGUCAUGUGGCCGCUGAUGGCGGGUUGUAGCUUCGUGGCAUUUUACUUCAGUGUCAUGAAACUCCGUGAGUUCUUCCGUUUUGUGGAGAUGAUGGAGAGUGAGUUACAACAGUUUCGAUUAGACAGCUGCUCGUGCCAAUGCUGCGACACAAACCACAAGUAUUCGCAGACGUGCGAUCGUCGGAUCCUGAAGAUCUGCAUAACCAAGUGGUUCGGCAGCAUCGACCUUUUCGAAGACCUUAUGCGUUCCGAAGUUUUGGCCUGCCUCACCGAACAGCUCGCAACGAGCAUUCUGACUUAUCGGGAGUUUGUAGUCAUGUCUCUGCCCAUUUUCUGGCACCACCUGGACACCGCUUCCGAGCCGCUGGACUGGUUCCUCCGGCCAACAAGCGGUCACACCGCUUAUCUUCACAGGGAGCUCAAGGCGCUCGCUCGAGAAGUGCUUCGAGGCAUUGGGUGGUCAUUUGCUGCCUUGCCCAUACUCUUCCUGGUGACCUCGAGGCUUUCAUGUUUGUUGCGACGCCGCAUCGGCCAAAGCAAUGCUGCCAAGAUCUGUUGGGAUGUGCUCAUCAUUUGUGGCAUCCUCCUGGUCGCCAUAAGCCUCUUCGUGGCCUUCUUGGUCUUAGAGCAGCUUUGCACCCUUGAGCUACCAGGACCCGUCGUUUUCGACGCAAUCCUGUUUGCAUGCGCGUUCUUGCUCUUCAGAGUUCUCCCUGUUCCCAUGCGGCUGAAGGCUCAAGCGGGACAGGAGCAUGAAGGCCACGGAGCAGACAUUUCUGCGUCUCCAGGGGAGAUGGAGGUGUCAGAGCCCGCCGAACGAACUCACAUCCAGCUCUGA
Molecule: messenger RNA, 4062 nt
Organism: Symbiodinium sp. CCMP2592
Lineage: Eukaryota; Dinophyceae; Suessiales; Symbiodiniaceae
Source: the annotation of a GenBank genome assembly